Rhodofomes roseus is the source of this 2259-nucleotide messenger RNA. RefSeq lists its product as uncharacterized. The coding region runs from base 1 to 2259 and encodes 752 amino acids. The transcript has 4 exons. The record is from RefSeq and is a predicted model, not a curated record. NCBI's taxonomy places the organism in Eukaryota, Fungi, Basidiomycota, Agaricomycetes, Polyporales, Fomitopsidaceae.
AUGUCUCAGCCUCCUACCAACGUCGCCCCCGCCUCCCUGCAGUCGAGCCCCGAAGGGCCGGAGAACGCCUCUGGUGCCCAAGGAGGACCCCUGAACAACAACAGAGCUCCCUCGCCCACCUACGCCCAGAUGGCGGCGAGGCCUCCGUCCCCUAGGCCGGGAAGCAACUCACGCGGAGCAGCCGCCCCGGGUGGAACGACGCCCGCCACACCCCCGCCGACCCCACAGUCAAUUGCGUCCCCGGACGUGGCCCCGUUCACGCAGAGGACCGUCGAGCCCGAACCCGAGGACGACAAUGACCAAGGAUGGGCAACCGUCCAGCCGUCGAAGAAGGCAAAGAAGAAUAAGACCAAGAAGGGCAAAGGGAAGGCUAAGGAAGCCGGCCCAAGGCCGACCCCGGCCGUGAUUGCUGCCAGCUCCCCUGUGCCGCCCUCGCCCCCGAAACUCGAACCAAGGAAGCGCCGCCGCGUCGCCUCAGAGGACGGUGGGGACGACCUGUCAUCGGACAAACACCAGAGUGCACCGCCGCCGACCGCCUUCCCGUCGAACUCGCUCCCAAUCUUCGGCCAAAGCUCACCCUCCCCUUCCUACUUUGCCACAACGAUGAACUUCGACGACAACGAACCCACGGACAAUGGGAGCGACAUGGACAUCGACACCACCGUCGACCUCCGCGCUGAUCAGUUCGGCCAGCCCGCUUUCCUCCGAAGUGACUCUCGCGCGGGCCCUACCCAAUCAUACGACCUCUCACAGCCCGUCGCGCCGACGACCCCUAGACCUAGCUCGUCGUCUGCGAGGAGAUCUGGCCGCAGGAGCGCGAACGAGAACUCAGGCAUAUACGCGGACCACCCGUUCCCGUUGCGACAAGACCCAGCCUCAUCGCGUGACCCACGUACUCCCACCCAGUCGCGCGGCCUGCGCGCUAGGACUGCAACGCCGGCGGCCCCGUCGAGACCUUCGACAAGGACGAGCCACAAGCGACGCGAGGAACGAUCCCCUACGCCUCAGACCCCUCGCAAUAUCCACGAGACGAGCGAUGACGAAAGGACGCCCCGCAGCACUGCACCCCGUAGCACUGCGCCCCGUAGCACCGCACCCCGCGAGUCGUCCUCUGAAGGUCGCAGCCCGACACCUCCUCGCCACAAAUGCGGCCGAGGACGCUACUCUGUAGCACGCGCUACGAGGCGUCGUGACCAGCCAGAACCUGCCCGAACCCCAUCCCCGGACCCCUACAACAUCAUAAUGCAGGACCCCGACAUCGUCGUAGCCCCCGCGGGUACCUACAGGCGCGUACAGGGUGACCACAUCGACUGGAAGAAGAAGAACAUGGACCCAGGGCAGGUUAAGGCCUGGGAGGAGCUUGUCCGCAAGAGACCAACGGUAGCUGUACAAGUUGGAGAGCUAGGUACGGAGGGGCCCGGUAUCGGCGAGCGUGUCGACGAGAUUGGCUCCAUCCUCUUCCGCCUCUCUCAAAUCCCGGACGUACUCGUCAUCCCUGCGCACGGACCCAAGCCGGCACAGCCUCUACAGACGCUACGUAGCGCGAGCACUCCUAAGCCCGCGAACAAGGACCCCGUCUGGUACUUGAUCGACGGCCUGACCGACAAAUGGUGCGCCGCUCUCAUCCGUGCUGCGUGGCUCAGCACGACGAAGAUCUCCCUUAACUUCGAGGCCUGGACCCACGAGAUCCCCCGUCUAUGCGCUGCGUUCCGCCUCACCUUCCGCUUCCGCGCUAAAUCCAAGGAAGACUACGACGCGAUUGUCCGCCGCGAGCUCCUUGAUUCGGACAUCCAGAAGGUGAUAAUUGACGUUCUCCUUAGGGACAUCGCGAAGGGCGGGCGCUGGAAACGUUAUACGAGGGACGAUGCCUUCGGCGAGAUUCUAGACUCCGUCGACGUCGACGUCGUCACUUGCAGCAUUACCGCGCACCUCUCCGAGCCGGUCGCGUUCAUCCACAUCACCCCCCCCACGGCCGAUUGGCAGGACUGGCUACUGUUCUGCAAAGCGAUCAGUCAGCACGGCUUUGGCUCUACUGCGUACGGCCAUCCUGUCCCAUUCACUGGACGCACCUACUGCGGCUACUGCCACUCCCUGGGACAUACGUCUGGCCAUUGCUCUGUGCGUUAUGUACCUGGCUGGCACCAACCGCCGCCGCACCUUCUCCUCCAACAGCAGGCGAACAACGCCCGAGGCGCUCCUCGUGGUGGGAGGGGACGUGGCGGCGGGCGUGGGCGUGGAACUAGUGGCCGUGGCUUCUAA